Messenger RNA from Ficedula albicollis (Collared flycatcher), 935 nucleotides. RefSeq names its product Rho GTPase activating protein 36 (gene ARHGAP36). Gene Ontology annotation, biological process: signal transduction. Lineage: Eukaryota; Metazoa; Chordata; Aves; Passeriformes; Muscicapidae. Bases 1 to 855 code for a protein of 284 amino acids. The record is from RefSeq and is a predicted model, not a curated record. The transcript is spliced from 7 exons.
AUGAGUUCAGCAUUAAUGGGAUUUCCGGGGUCUGCUCCCCAAAACGGGCUGGGGGGGGCCCUGUCCGUGGAUUCCAUCACCGACCUGGCUGCCAACACCUCCCAGCUGCUGGAGCUGAGGGCAGAGUUCGAUUGCGGGCUGGAUGUUCACCUGGAUGAGCAGCAGAGCGUCCAUGACGUGGCCGCGCUGCUCAAGGAUGAGCAGCGGAGCGUCCAUGACGUGGCCGCGCUGCUCAAGGAGUUCCUGCGGGACAUGCCCGAGCCGCUGAUCCCCCGAGAGCUCUACCGAGCCUUCCUCAGCACAGCCCGCAUGGAGGGGCCAGCACAGCUGGAGACGCUGCAGCUGCUGCUGUUCCUGCUGCCCCCCUGCCACAGUGACACCCUGCUGCGGCUCCUGCGCUUCCUGGCCCAGGUGGCACGGCAUGCUGAGAGCUCCUGGGACCCCCAGGGCCACCAGAUCCCUGGCAAUAAAAUGACAGCGUCCAACCUGGCCACAGUCUUUGGUCCCAACAUCUUGCAGAAGGAGAAGCCUGGAGAGAAAGAUGCUGGUGCCCUGAACUUGGAGGACAGUGCUGCCAUAAUCCUGGUGCUGCAGAGGCUGAUUGAGCACCACCACUCCCUGUUCAUGGUGUCCCCAGAAAUGCAGUGUGACGUGCUGAGGAGGCUGUUCCAGACAGACCCCGAUGUCAUCGAGUACCUGCUGCGCAGGAAGUUCCCUGACGUGCUGAGCCCAGAGCAUGAGGAUCCCGGGGAGGAGCAGCCUCCAUCUGCCUGGACACACAGCCUGCAGCGAGGCUCGGCCUCCUCGGAGCUGUUCAGCAACAUCUCCUUCCUAAACCUGGACGUUGGCAUCUAGGGAGCACAAAACCCCAAAAAAACCCCUGGCUCAGCUGCCAGGCUGGCAGCUCCCUGCAGGUCUCAGCACAGCCUCCUUCU